AUGAUAGCUAAAGAUAUGCUGCCUGUUAGCUUUGUGGAAGGAGAAGGCUUUCGAGAGUUGAUGAACUUUCUUGAGCCUGAAUACAGAGUUCCAUGUCGAAAAACAAUCACUAGCAGGCUGGAAAAACUUCGUGAUGAAAAUGCAAGCAUCCUACAAAGGAAAUUAGCGAAUGCCCAUAAAGUGUCCAUAACUACAGAUUCGUGGACGGCGCUGACAACGGAAUCCUAUGUCACCAUCACCUGCCAUUACAUGCUAGACUGGGAGAUGCAGAGUGCUGUUCUGCAGACCAAAGCCAUGCCCGAGAGACAUACGGCUGAGAAUCUCGCAAAUGUACUGUCUAACGCGAGGGACCACUGGGGUCUCACUGGAAAAGUCAUCGCGUGCGUGCAUGAUAACGCCAGUAACAUGGUUCUAGCCAAUUCCGACGCCGGGCUGGGGUGGGACUCGCAGCCUUGUUUUGCACACACUCUUCAACUGGCUACAAAUGAUGGUUUCAAACUGCAAAACAUAAACCACGUCGUAAAAGCUGCCAAUCGUCUGGUGUCUCACUUCCAUCAUAGCACGGUGGCAACAGAAGCUCUGAAGCAAAAGCAACAGCUCCUAAACGUGCCUGCACACAAGUUAGUGCAAAGCUGCCGGACGAGAUGGAAUUCGAUACAUGACAUGUUCGAGCGCUUGUUAGAACAGAGAUGGGCUGUGUGCGCUGUCUUGUCAGACAGAAAUGUCACCAAAUUAUUGGAUGCGCGCACCCUGGAAUUGGCCGAUGAUAGCUGGGGUGUGAUGGAGGAAAUUUUGCCUGUGCUGUACUCACUCAAAUGCGCCACCACUGCGUUAUGUGGAGAGUCGAAUGUGUCGCUCUCUAUGAUUUUUCCAGUGGUUGCAAACCUACUGUCCAAACAUCUCAAAGAACUCCCAGAAGAAUCUUCCAAAGUCACCGAUUUCAAAAAAGCAGUGUCUGCCUCAUUGAAAGAGAGCCUUGCACCUGAAAAUGCCAGCAGCGCACGCAAGGUCGCAUACAUUGCCUCAUUUUUGGAUCCCAGACACAAACACCUGAGGUUCGCAACUGACGAGGUGAGAAACACAGUGCAGGCCGAGGUGAGAAACCUUCUGUCCAUGGCAGAUGAUGAAGAGGCCGGAGAGGCGGCGGAAUCGCAUGAAGGGCCCAGCGAACCGAAACAUUCCCGAAAGGAUGGCCCAUUAACAGCAGCAAUUGCCGUCAUAUUUGGCGAGGAUUACAGCACAGAGAGGGCAACAUGCGUGACUGAAUUGACUCAGUACUGCCAGGAUACAUGCCCACCGCUCCACACUGACCCGAUGACAUGGUGGAAAGACAAUCAACAGAAAUACCCUCGCCUGGCAAAGUUGGCCAGCGCCUACCUGUGUGUGCCUGCAACGUCCGUGCCAUCGGAGCGUGUGUUCUCCGCAGCCGGUCUAAUUGUCAAUAGGCUGCGUACCCGUCUCCAUCCCGACCACGUCGACAUGUUAAUUUUUUUGAACAAAAAUAUGUCUUAA
Molecule: messenger RNA, 1512 nt
Organism: Neoarius graeffei (lesser salmon catfish)
Lineage: Eukaryota; Metazoa; Chordata; Actinopteri; Siluriformes; Ariidae
Product: E3 SUMO-protein ligase ZBED1-like
Exons: 1
Coding region: 1-1512 (503 amino acids)
Molecular function (GO): protein dimerization activity
Source: RefSeq, a predicted model, not a curated record